This is a messenger RNA of Moneuplotes crassus, 1817 nucleotides long. The record is from the annotation of a GenBank genome assembly. Lineage: Eukaryota; Ciliophora; Spirotrichea; Euplotida; Euplotidae.
CUUUUUGUGAUGCGGAUAUUCAACGUCAUGCCAGUAGUUUUCCUAGCAUUUCUACUUUCCAUAGCUCAUGGCUAUGUAUUCGAAGGACAAGAUUCAGGAGAUGUAGAAUUCUUCCUCGACGAAGACCCUGCACAAUACAGAGGCUUACUGUUCUACAACCAAGAUCAAUAUGAUGAAAUUAUUGAUCAAAUGAUUCUUAAAAUUCAAACCAUCUUUGAAGACCCAUUUGAUCAAAAUUUUACAGGCGAAUCCUGGAUCCAAGGAAUCCCAUCAGGACCUCAAUUAAUGAGAAUUGAUAUGAGGAAUAUACACUUGGCAAGGAUAGUGGAGCACAAUGAAAUCACUGAAAAUCCUGCGAUUGUCUUAUUUGAUGAGAAUGAUUUAAUGACAAAUGAAGUUAUCACCAAUGAGACAUACAAUAAUUUGAAAUUACUCUUGACAAAUAUGACACUGGAUCUUCCUGUGCUGCCUCUGCCAGUUCCAGAGCCAGUUUCAGAGCAGGUUCCAGAGACAAAAGAAAACAUUGAAGUAGUUCCAGCUUCUGAGAAUAUGAACUCAAUUGAUGAAAGUUCACCUAUGAAUUGUCCAGCUAUAGAAUGUCCAGUACCAGAACCGUGCCCAGUAGCUCCUUCUUGAACACCAGUUCCUUGAAUUCCUUCUGGUCCAAGUCCUCUAGAUAUAGAGUCUAAAUGCCAAUCUGCUCUAGAAGCUUCUCAGGAAGCUGCUACAAAAGCUAAGGAAGCUUAUGAAGAACUUAAGCAAGAGUUCGAUCAAUACAGGAAAGCAGUGCAAGCUGAGAAAGAAACAACCCAAGCUCGUUGUCAGAGAGGUGAAGAUAUCGAUUCAGUAGAAGAGGCUAGGAAGGAUAUCGAUUUGUUCAUAAAGAUUAAGGAUUCUUUACAUGCAUUGGAAACAAUGAAAAGAGAAGCUGUUGACCUGGAAGCGAAUCUUAAAGGAGCUCAGAAGCAGAUUGACUAUAGAAUGGACGACUGGAUGAGAAAAUAUGAAAGAGAUUAUAUUAAUGUACAAGAACGAAAGAUAAAGAACGCGGAAAGAAGAAGCUACAAUGAUGGAUACGACCAAGGAUAUGACCAUGGGCAUGAUGAUGGGAAAAGAGAAGGAAAAUACCAAGGUAUUGAAGAAACUAAAAAGCAGUUUAUUGAUAAUCUUAGAAACAACCAGACUAAAACUGCAAAGGAAUAUAAGGAAGAAUUUGGUGUAGACAUCAUUGGACAACCCAGACUCAUAGGAUCUCGAUUGGUCGAAAAAGGUGAGCCUCACGACCCCAUCAUUAUUGAUGAAUAUGAACUAGGGGAUCCUUUUAACCCAAUUUUUAACCUCAGAACAAUUCCAUUUAACUCCACUGAGUUCUACGGGCCAAAUUCUACCUUCUUCUACCCUCACGAUAAUCCGUUGCCUUACAACUCAUCCCACUUCCAUAACAAGACCUCUUCCUUACCGCCACCUCCGCCUUUCCACUCGAGGAACAUUACUGAGAAUCACCAUUCUCCGUUCCAAGAAAACCAUUCAAGGUCUCCUAGCUAUUCAAGCUAUCCAAGUUAUUCUGCGCAUCCGAAUCAUAGGCCAGCUCAGACUGUUGCUCAAAAUUCAAAUAGGUCCCAAAGACAGUCUUCGAGAUCUCAUAAUUCUGUACCUAUCCCAAAACCUACACCGGCAAAGCCAAAUUCACACUCGAUUCCAAAGCCAACGCCUGCGACACCAACGAAUAUUCCAAAGCCGACUCCAGCUAGGCCAGCUCAGAGCAGGAGUAAUCCAAGUAAGUACUAAUUGAAUGAGGAAGUAAAACCAUUCAAUUU